Messenger RNA from Epinephelus moara (kelp grouper), 5259 nucleotides. RefSeq names its product cingulin-like protein 1. NCBI's taxonomy places the organism in Eukaryota, Metazoa, Chordata, Actinopteri, Perciformes, Serranidae. Gene Ontology annotation, cellular component: myosin complex. The transcript is spliced from 19 exons. The record is from RefSeq and is a predicted model, not a curated record. The coding region runs from base 146 to 3334 and encodes 1062 amino acids.
CUGCUCAGCCCUCAGACAGGACACACAGCGGGUAAAUUUCAGCUCAGAUCGAUGUCUCUCUAACUCGUGUUUCCUCAACAUAGUAACACGGUAUUGUUUCUGCAGCGUUUUGUUGUGUGUUUGCGGCUCAGCGCUCUGAGUCACAAUGGAGUCUCACAGGCUGAGCGGCUCUCCAGACGUCAGGAUACAGAGGAGCUACAUGCAGCCACGCAGUCCCAAAGGCAGCCAGGACAACUUGUUUGGAGUCAGGGUGCAGAUCCAGGGGAUUAAAGGUCAACCCUAUGUAGUUCUGAACAGCUCUGGUCAGGAGAACCACCGGGACAUCUCUGUCAUCACUCACCAGGCGGGAUACAAUCCUGGCAUAGUGAGGAGGUCUGUGGAUGAAAGACACUCUCCAUCAACCUCCCCCUUGUUUCAUUAUCAGAAACACCCAGAGAUUCUGAGACCUUAUGACCCUGAAAGUAAUAACCUGGACUUAGUUCUUCCUUCAGCUUCAGUCUCUCGACCUGCACAGCUAAACACAAACCCUCUUUCUGAGACUGUCAAUGUGAACAAACCCAGGAUCCCUCUGCCCGCUGAGGGCCCAGAGGGAGACCAGAGUGAAGUCGCCCAGAACAACACACCUCCCUCAGGUAGACAAGCCCCUGCAAGGUCCCCAAAUUCAGUGGAUUCAGACCCCUUCAUGUCUGUAGGGAAGCUCAUAAGCCAGUUCAACAGCAGCCAGCGGAGGGGAAGAGGAGGCCCCAGGAACCGAUUGAACCCAGAGCAGUGUCGAAGGUCACGCAGCGUAGACAGUAGUCGAACCUCGGACUCCUCAUCCUCUUCCUCUUCCUCCAGCAGAGCCUCGUCUCUGAAGGGCAUCAGGGGUGAGACCACAUGUGGUAUAUAUCCUCCGGGGUCAGCCAGGGCCCGACUCCUCGGCGGAGAAGCCUCUAUGCCGAAGGACGAGAACAAGCCCAGCACACUGCUUAAAGGACACAUGGGAAAAGAGACGAUGUCUCCACAGGCUGCGAGACUACUUCACAGCACAGAGAAACCCUCCAUCUCCAGAUCAGGCAGUGAACAGACUGAUGAAUCAGAUGAAAGAGACGCACAGGUCACUCCUGAUCUUCUGAAAGGACAGCAAGAACUCUCAGUAGAUCCACCUGAAGACACGGCAAAACAAAUCCUGUUCACAUACCUCAAGGAUGGGACAAGUGAUGAUGACUCCACCACUCAGAAGAAAGUCACCCUGCUGCUUGAAAAGGUCAACCAGGUCAAGUGGAAGACUGCUGAAAAUGUGGAGGAGGAGAAAGAUAACGCAGCUGAGGUGAGACUUUUGCAGCAGAAACAGGCUGCGCUGGAGAGAGAAGUGUCUGAAUUAAAGCAAAAACUGGAAACAGAGAUUAAGAAUGAAAAGACUCUAGCCAAGGCUUGUGAAAAGGCCAGGACAGAGAAGAAGAAACUGCAGGAAGAGUUGGCUAAAAGUCAGGAAGAGCUCUGCAAACUCAGCGACAGACUGGCCGAGAUCGAGGCUGAACUUCAUUCUACCAAACAGGAGCUGACUCAGAUGAAGGCAGAGAGGGAUAGGUCUAAGACAGAGAUGAAAGACCUUCAGCAGCAGCUCUCCGAGAUGCAUGACGAGCUGGACCAGGCCAAGAGGGCCGAGGUGAUAAAUACAGAGAAAGAAGUUCUUCUGGAGGAAAUGGUGCGGCUUCGUGCGGACUUUCAGGAGAUGCUUCAGGUGAAGGAGGAGCAGGAGGAGGUGCUGCACCGCAGGGAGAGGGAGCUCAGCGCCCUGAAGGGGGCGCUCAAAGAGGAGGUGGAGACUCAUGAUUCGUACAUGGCAGCUCUGAAGGAGGAAUAUGAAAAUGAGUUUGAGAAGCUGCUUAAAGAUUUAGACCUGGCAAAAGAGAGCAGUGCUUUGCUGGGUCAGAAGAGGGUCGAAGCAGAGGAGGAGAGAGGAGUAGCGAAGGUGCAGCUGAAGGAGCUGAGCCAGGACAGAGAUCAGCUGAGAGGAAAGGUGCAGGAGCUGAAUAAUAAGGUGGAUCAGCUGAGUCAGGCAAUCCAGGAGUCAAAAACCACAGAGAGACAGUUGGAGCAGAGAGCAAAGCAGCUGGAGAGGGAAAAGCAUCAGGUUGAGGAGGCGCUGAGGGAUGUGAGGAGGAAUGAGGAGGAGAUGUGUCAGUCUAACCAGUCGCUGCUCACUCGCCUGGAGGACGUGCAGAGUAAGUUGACCAAGCUCAAUCAUGAGCACAGGGACCUGAAGGAGAAGCUCAAGGAGGAGAGGAGACAAAUAGAGGAGCUGUGGAAGACAAAAACUGAGCUGGAGGAUGAGAGGAUUCUGCAGGACAGGACUGUGGAGCAGCUGCAGAGGAAGAUGAAUAGCAUCAUGGAGGAGUGCGAGGCGUCCACAGAUGUACUUCAGAACCAGGUCGACGAGGCCAGAGAGAGGAGUCAGAGGGAGUUGGACGAGCUACGGAGACAGCUGCAGGAAAAGGGAGCAGAGCUGGAGAAAUCCCGACUGGCAGCCAAAAAACUUCAGGAAGAGCUGCUUCCUCUGGAGGAGGAUCUGCGGCGGUGUUGCAGGGAGCAGCAGGAGGCCCAGCUGAGGGGCCGGCAGCUGGAGCAGAAGGUGGAGGAGCUGGAGGAGAGGAAUGCAACCACGGUGGGAGAGCGUGAGCGGCAGGUCAAACUCAUGGAGGGACGCAUCAGCCAGCUACAAGAAGAUGUUAAUGAUGAGCGCAGCAGUGCCGACCGCCUGAUGGAGCGGUUAGACAAAACCAAAGAGCAGAUGGAUCAGAUGAGGAGCGAGCUGAUGCAGGAGAGAGCAGUCAGGCAGGACCUGGAGUGUGACAAGAUGAGCCUGGAGAGACAGAACAAAGACCUGAAGAGCAGAGUGACUCAUCUGGAAGGAUCACAGAGGACCAACCAGGAUUCACUUGUCUCCAAACUGAACACCCGCAUCCAGGAACUAGAGGAAAGGCUACAAGGAGAAGAGAGAGACAACAACAGCCUGCAACAAGUGAACCGCAAGCUGGAGCGUAAAGUGAAGGAGAUGAAGAUGCAGACUGACGACGAACACAUCAACCUGCAGAGCCAGAGAGACCAGCUGACUCAGAGGCUGAAGACGGCGAAGAGGCAGAUGGACGAGGCGGAGGAGGAGAUCGAGCGCCUGGAACACGCUAAGAAGAAGCUGCAGAGAGAACUGGACGAGCAGAUCGAGGCUAACGAGCAGCUUCAUGGCCAACUGAGCUCACUGCGGAACGAGAUGAGGCGUAAAAGGAAAUCACCUCCUCUCAUUAAGUCUAUGGAGGACAGCCUGAACGACGUGGAUGACUUAGGAUCUGAUUGACUGACAAACAAAACGCUGUCCAACAAUAAUUUCUGGACUUUAUCAAGAAAUGUUGGACUCACUGUGAAGAAUCCUUCAUAUCAUAAUUCAACAUAAUUCCAUUAACAAACUCAGGUGUGACUUCAUGAUGUUUCCAGUUGUGAAUGGUGUGGCACCUUGCCAAGACUGACCUCUUGUGGCAACAUGAAUAACUACAAACUGAUGUUUUACAAUGCAACAGAAAAACUGAUCCAUUUACCUGAGCUCAGAUGGAUUAAUGUGCUCCCUAAGUUAUUCCUUUGCCGUGUGAAUUAACAUGCAGCAUGCAAAUUUUAAACGAAUGAAUAAAUGUGUGUAAGAUAUGUUUUCAACAUUGACUCAUAAUUAUACACUCACCUGCCACUUUAUUAGGUACACCUGUUCACCUGCUUGUUAGUGUAAAUAGCUAAUCAGCCAAUCACGUGGCAGCAACUCAAUGCAUUUAGGCAUGUAGACAUGGUCAAGACGACCUGCUGAAGUUCAAGCCAGGCAUCAGAAUGGGGAAGAAAGGUGAUUAAAGUAACUUCGAAUGUGGCAUGGUUGGUGCCAGACGGGCUGGUCUGAGUAUUUCAGAAACUGCUGAUCUACUGGGAUUUUCACACACAACCAUCUCUAGGGUUUACAGAGGAUGGUCUGGAAAAGAGAAAAUAUCCAGUGAGCGGCAGUUCUCUGGGUGAAAAUGCCUUGUUGAUGCCAGAGGUCAGAGGAGAAUGGCCAGACUGGUUCAAGAUGAUAGAAAGGCGACAGUAACUCAAAUAAGCACUGGUUACAACCAAGGUCUGCAGAAGACCGUCUCUGAACGUGUUGAACCUUGAAGCAGAUGGGCUACAGCAGCAGGAGACCACACCAGGUGCCACUCCUGUCAGCUAACAACAGGAAACUGAGGCUACAAUUCACACAGGCUCACCAAAACUGGACAAAAGAUGAUUGUAAAAAUGUUGCCUGGUCUGAUGAGUCUGGAUUUCUGCUGCCACAUUCAGAUGGUAGGGUCAGAAUUUGGUGCAAACAACAUGAAAGCAUGGAUCCAUCCUGCCUUGUAUCAACGGUUCAGGCUGGUGGUGGUGGUGUAAUGGUGUGGGGGAUAUUUUCUUGGCACACUUUGGGUCCCUUAGUACCAACUGAGCAUGGUUUAAACACCAAAGCCUACCUGAGUAUUGUUGCUGACCGUGUCCAUCCCUUUAUGACCACAGUGUACCCAUCUUCUGAUGGCUACUUCCAGCAGGAUAACGCACCAUGUCACAAAGUUCAGAUCAUCUCAAACUGGUUUCUUGAACAUGACAAUAAGUUCACUGUACUCCAAUGGCCUCCACAGUCACCAGAUCUCAAUCCAAUAGAGCACCUUUGGGAUGUGGUGGAACGGGAGUUUCGCAUCAUGGAUGUGCAGCCGACAAAUCUGCAGCAACUGUGUGAUGCUGUCAUGUUAAUAUGGACCAAAAUCUCUGAGGAAUGUUUCCAGCUCCUUUGUUGAAUCUAUGACACAAAGAAUUAAGGCAGUUCUGGAGGCAAAGGGGGUCCAACCCAGUAGUAGCAGGGUGUACCUAAUAAAGUGGCCGGUGAGUGUACACCUCCAGAAACUCUUUAAAGGUAUACUAUGGAGGACUGUUGGUUACCAGUGAAGAUGAGAGUAAAAGCCAACCCCAGAGUCACUCGGGAACACGCGCAUAAAUGUCCCACACACAGAUAAUAAGAAAAAAAUAAGAAAAUACAGAGGGCAGAGUCAGAAAAAUACACCACCACACUCUUCCAGUGGGUCUUAAGUGAUGAUUGAGAGGGAUUACUUCUGUAUGAAUGUAUACAUUGUGUUUUUUUUUAAAAAUCUGCAUACCUGUAAGACAUAAAUCCAGGUGUCCUGUGACGACACACCCAAAUUAAAAAAAAAUCAUACGUUUGAUGGAGACACAGCACAA